Messenger RNA from Coccidioides immitis RS, 1498 nucleotides. RefSeq lists its product as uncharacterized. The record is from RefSeq and is a predicted model, not a curated record. Gene Ontology annotation, cellular component: nucleus; cytoplasm. The coding region runs from base 166 to 996 and encodes 276 amino acids. Gene Ontology annotation, molecular function: ribonucleoside-diphosphate reductase inhibitor activity. Lineage: Eukaryota; Fungi; Ascomycota; Eurotiomycetes; Onygenales; Onygenaceae. The transcript has a single exon.
GAAUACAAGGGGGCGGGACUCGCCCGACAUUGACCUCAAUAUGAUUUCCUUUCGUGAAUUUAUUGCAAGAGGCUUUUUUCCCUCUUAUUCUCAGUUCUUGAGAGUGUCAUCUGCAUGUUUUGAAGAGACGAGCUAAACUGAACUUCUUGAAGACCCGAGCCCGCCAUGGAGUCGACCGCUGGAAAAAGUCACCCGGGCUCAAAAAGACGCCGUUUUCAAAUCCCAAUCACUUCUUACUUCUCUGCAUCUCACCCGGAUCCUUCCACGCAGUCCGAAUCUUUAUCUCACUAUAACUAUGUUGCUCCAACGUCCUCCGCCAAUCCUGCUCUUCCGGACAAAGUCCAAUCGUCACUCCUGACCGUGGGAAUGCGUGUCCGCAAGGCUGUUCCAGAGGGCUACCAGACCGCACUUAAAACAUCUAGGUUAAAUGCGUAUAUGACCAAUCCUGCUUCCUACAACACGAACUCAUACGCAGAGUUGACACCCUACUGUGGAGGUUUCAAAAUCGGUAAUCUAGCCGUGCAGACAUUUCCUCCGCCUGCUAUACGGGAAGAUCACGAAGUCGCUUUUGGCCGAAUAGACGAGGAAUCUGUGCCAUCGAGUAGCCAGGAGUCCACCGAUUCUGUGAUGCCAUCGAAUCCGCAUAAACGUGCAUUUGGUGAAGACGACGCUGAGGACGAGGAUCAGGAAGAGGACAUCACUUCGUUGUACAACCCAAAGGCCUCGAACCCAAACACCGCCGCCUACAGUACUUCUCGCUUGCCAUUGAGAACAAUUCUUCGUCCAAGGUCAGGACGGAAGACGCAGCGAUUCGUUGCUAGUUCCAGGGCCACCAUGGGCUCUUUGCAAAACAAGCUAGAUCAGAUGUGGGGGCUAUCUGGACAAGAAAAUCGACAUCCGACGUUAAAUAUUCCCUUGUCAGCAGACUUCGAAGAAGCAACAUUCUUAAGACGGAGAGAAGAAGUCGACGAGGACUACGAAAUGGGUGGUGUUUAGAACCAAGAUCCCUCUUGCUUUUCUUCCUUCGUCGAUCCGUUUGCUCGUUGUAUAUUUUAUUUGUCAUCUUGGUCAUGGGUUGGCUUGCGCAUUUGGUUUGGAGUUUGAUACCUUGUCAGCGAAUUGGCAACUUUUCCUAUCUGAUUUGCAUAAUACUGCAGGGAGGUUGUUUUGGGCGCAACUCCGGAGUACUGGGGAUCGUUUGCCGCGGCCAAUAGAUCAUAAUUGUGGAAUAGAUGCUGGCCACGGUAUGAACAUUGGCGAAUGUGAUACCAUUGUUGAUUGCCUUUCUUGCGACUUUGAUAUAUUUAUUCUGUAUUCUGUCCAGAGGACGCAAGGCGGAUCCCUUUAUUAGAUUGUUCGGGGUGUAGCUGCUGGGCUCUUGAUUGAAGCCGACCAACCGACCCGGUUUCGCCGAUCUCUGGAGUUAAUUUGAGAGCUCCGCUUCUACACUUUUUUAACUUUCAAACAUCCAACUCAAUAACGCUAACCACUGUUUCGA